AUGGGAACGGAAUUGGGGAUGGGAGUCCUUAAAUCCCUGGAAUUUUUCGGGGCUGGAAUUUUUUGGGGUUGGAAUUUUUUGGGGCUGGAAUUUUUUGGGGCUGGAAUUUUUUGGGGUUGGAAUUUUUCGGGGCUGGAAUUUUUUGGGGCUGGAAUUUUUUGGGGUUAGAAAUUUUUUUUUUUUAUUUUUUUUUUUUUUGGGAUUUUCCAGGAUCCCGGAGGGGGCGAUGGAUCCGUGGGAGGAGGAGGAAGAGGAGGAGGAGGAGGAGGAGGAGCCGGAGCCGGAGGUGAUUUUCGGGGAUGAGGGGGAGGAAGAUCCCUACGAUCCCAACGGGAUCCAGGGAACCCCAGACUCGAACCUUCCCCUUCCGGACGACCCCGAAAUCGUGGAAUUAGAUCCCGGCAGCCUCUUCCCCAACCCCGACCUCUCGGAGCGGGAAACUUUACGUUGGACCGUGGUGCAACAAAUCGACCCGGGGACGUCGGGGAAAAGCGGGAAGAGGAGCCCGAAAUCCCAAAGUUUCUCCAACUUCAAGAGCAUCAUCGUCCUCCAGAAGAGCUACGAGUGCUCGGAGUGUGGGAAGAGCUUCAGCUGCUCUUCCCAUUUCUCCAAGCACCGCCGGACGCACACGGGGGAAAAACCGUUCCGGUGUUUCCACUGCGGGAAAAGCUUCAACGUCUCCUCCAACCUUUACCGGCACCAGCGCGGCCACGGCGGCGCCGAUCCGGCCGCGGAGAAACCCCGCGGUUUUCCUUAUCAGUGCCAGGAGUGCGGGAAGAGUUUCCGGCGGAAUAAGGAGCUGGCGACUCACCGGCGGCUCCACACCGGCGAUUUGCCUUUCCGAUGCGGCGAUUGCGGGAAAAGCUUUUCCUGGAGUUCCCACUGGCUCCGGCACCGGCGGAUUCACACCGGAGAGAAACCCUACGAGUGCCCGGAGUGCGGGAAGAGCUUUUCCAGGAGUUCCCAUCUCUACCGGCACCAACGCGGCCACGCCGGGGGUCGCUCCUACAUCUGCACCUACUGCGGGAGGAGUUUCGGCAGCAUCCUGCACUUCGAGCGGCACCAAGGGACUCACACCGGGGUGAGACCCUACAAAUGCUCCCUGUGCCGGAAAAGCUUCGGAGACGCCGCGGCUUUGGUGAAACACCAAGGGAUUCACCUCGGGGAAGGCCCUUUCCGCUGCGAGGAAUGCGGGAAAGGCUUCGGAGCGCGAUCCCAGUACGCCCGGCACCGGCGGGUUUCCCACGGCGGCGCCGGCGAGGAGAAGCCGUAUCGGUGCGGGGAUUGCGGGAAGAGUUUCUCCUGGAGCUCCCACUGGGAGCGGCACCAGCGGAUUCACACCGGGGAGAAACCCUACGAGUGCCCGGAGUGCGGGAAAAGCUUCGGGAGAACUUCCCACCUCUACCGGCACCAGCGGACGCACGCCGGGGGCCGCCCCCACGUCUGCGGGGAGUGCGGGAAGAGUUUUAAUUCCACCCUCCACUUCCAGAAGCAUCAGAGGGCGCACGGAGCCGGAUCCCGGAAAAGCUGCGGAGACUGCGGGAAAUCCUUCUCCGAUCCGUCGGCCUUGGCCAAGCACCGGAGGAUGCACGAGGAAGGGAAAAGAAUCGGGAAGUGCGCGGGGGAAGCGCAAAAAAUCGGGAAAUGCGCGGAGGAAUCCCAAAAAAUCGGGAAAUGUGUGGAGGAAUCACAAAAAAGCGGGAAAUGCCUGCGAGAAUCCCAAAAAUUUGGGAAGUGUGUGGCGGAGGAAACCCAAAAAAUUGGGAAAUGCACGGAGGAUUCCCAAAACAGUGGGAAAUGUGUGGCAGAAUCCCAAAAAAUUGGGAAGUGCACGGAGGAAUCACAAAAAAUAGGGAAAUGUGCAGAGGAAUCCCAAAAAAUUGGGAAAUGCCUGCGAGAAUCCCAAAAAUUUGGGAAAUGUACGGAGGAAUCCCAAAAAAUUGGGAAAUGCGCAGAGGAAUCCCAAAAAAUACAGAAAUGUGCGGAGGAAUCCCAAAAAAAUGGGAAAUGCGCAGAGGAAUCCCAAAAAAUUGGGAAAUGCACGGAAGAAUCACAAAAAAUUGGGAAAUGCGCAGAGGAAUCCCAAAAAAUCGGGAAUUGCGCAGAGGAAUCCCAAAAAAUCGGGAAUUGCGCCGUCGAUCCGGCAGCGUCCGCCAAAACCCGACGGAUCCGCGAGGAAUCGUCCCAAAAAACGGGGAAAUCCUCGGCCGAAUCCCAAAAAAUCUGUGGCGAGUGCGGGAAAUCCUUCCCGGAUCCGUCGGCCUUGGCCAAGCACCGACGGAUCCACGAUCCCGGCCGGAAUUCCGGGAUGGGAUCCCAGAUCCGGCGGCAGCUGCGGAGUCGCGGGAACGAGGAGGAAAUGCCGGAGGGGGGAGGGGGAGGCUCCACUGUAUCCGGGUCACGGCGGGAGCCGCCUCCAGCGGGACCGGGAGCGGGAGCGGGAUCCGGCUCGGAUUUGGGAUUUGGGGAUUUUGGGAGGAAUCUCCCAAAUUUUGGGGUGAGGAUGCAGGAGAAUUACGAGAACGUCAUUUCCUUGGCCGAGGAAAUCGCCAUCAGUUGGCCCCGGAUCACCGCGUUCGCCGAAUCCCACCGGAGACGGGGGCUGGUGUCAGCUACGGAAGCCGAGGGGGACCAGAACCACCCCGAGCCCCCCCCGGCGCCGGCGCCGCCCCCUCCCCCGGGGGGAUCCGGUGGUGGGGGAGGGGCGGUGCCGGAUCUGCGCCGGCAGCUGGGGCUGAUCCUCCAAACGGCCGGGAGGAGCCAGGUGGAGAAAAUGCUCCGGGAAUUGGUGCGGGAGCAAGGCCAGGCCGGAAAACGCCGGAGCCGGAGGAGGACGGCCAAAGACCAAGGUGCCGGCGCCGGCAGCGGCCCCGAGGACGAUCCGGCCCCUCCGGCAACCCAAGACCCUCCCCAAGCCCCACCCGAUCCCGACCUUUCCCUCGGGAAGAUCCGGAAAACGCCGGGGCCGUGCUCGGAAUGCGGCCAAAGCCCGGCCAAACCCCGGUGCCUCUCUGCGGAGAAGCCGCACCGCUGCGGCGACUGCGGCAAAGGCUUCAGCCGCGGCUCCAACCUGGCGCAGCACCGGCGCAUCCACACCGGCGAGCGGCCGCACCGCUGCGGCGACUGCGGCAAGGGAUUCAUCCAGCGCUCCGACCUGGAGCGCCACCGGCGCGUCCACACCGGCGAGCGGCCGUACCCCUGCGCCGACUGCGGCAAACGCUUCAGCGUCAGCUCCCACCUGGACCGGCACCGCCGAACCCACGCCGGCGGGCCGGGGCCGCCGCAGCGAGCCCGGGGGAAGGCGGCUGCGGCGGAGCCGGCGCCCUACGGGUGCUCGGAUUGCGGGAAGAGCUUCGGGCAGCGCUCGGCGCUGGCGAAGCACCGGAAAACGCACGCGGGCGAGCGGCCGCACCGCUGCGGCGACUGCGGCAAGAGCUUCAGCCGCGGCUCCAACCUGACGCAGCACCGGCGCAUCCACACCGGCGAGCGCCCCUUCGCCUGCGGCCACUGCGGGAAAGGAUUCAUCCAACGCUCCGACCUGGAGCGCCACCGGCGCGUCCACACCGGCGAGCGGCCGUACUCCUGUGCCGACUGCGGGAAAAGUUUCAGCGUCAGCUCCCACCUGGACCGGCACCGGAAAAUCCACGCGGCCGAACGCGCGUCCUACCGGUGUCCGGAGCACCUGGCCGGGUUUUUGGCGGCUCAGUGCAACGGGAGGCUCUUCCAGUGCGGGCAGUGCGGGCGGUGUUUCGGUCAGGGCGCGGCGUUGUUGAAGCAUCAACGCGCUCACGGCGGCGGCGCCGGCGGCGACGCGGCGCCGGUGGCGGUGAAGGUGGAGAAAUGCCUGGAUUGCGGGAACGGCCUGGGUUUGUGCCAGGAUUGCGGGAGGGAAGCGGGAGCGGCGCCGGAGAAGCCGCACGAGUGCCAGGAGUGCGGGAAAAGCUUCGGGCAGCGCUCGGCGUUGGUGAAACACCGGCGGAUUCACACCGGGGAGAAACCCUACAAAUGCCAGGAUUGUCCCAAAGGCUUCAUCCAAAAAUCCGACCUCACCAUCCACCGCCGGAUGCACACGGGGGAAAAACCCUACAAGUGCCAGGAGUGCGGGAAAUGUUUCAGCGUCUCCUCCAACCUCUUGACCCACCAGCGAACCCACCUGGGGGAAAAACCCUUCCAGUGCUCGGAGUGCGGGAAAAGCUUCAUCCAACGCUCCGAGCUCACCAUCCAUCGCCGCGUCCACACCGGAGAGAAACCCUACAAGUGUCCGGAGUGCGGGAAAUGCUUCAGCCGCAGCUCCCACCUCAACCGGCACCAGCGCACCCACGCCGGCGACAAGGCCGGACGCGCCAAAGCCGCCGCGGUUUCGGCGGCUUCGUCUUCUUCGUCUUCGUCGGCGUCUUCGUCGUCCUCGCGGGCGGUUCCGGCUCCGGCGGUUCCCGGGGGUUUGGCUUUCCCGGCGUUCCCGGGCUCCUCGGCCGUGCCGGCGGCGUUGGAGCUGCCCUGGGCGUUGGCGUUGCCGGGCCGGGCGUUCCCGGGUUUUCCGGCGGGUUCGGUGGGUAAUUAGUGGAGGGGUUAAUUGGGGUGGGUGGUAAUUAGGGUUGGGUUUGGUCGUUAAUUAAGUGGGGGGAUGGGGGCUUCCCAGCGUUCCGUGGUUCCCGGCGUUCCCAGUGCUCCCAGUGCCCAACUGGGAUCAAAGAUCCAACGUUGGGAUUGGUCCCAACUCGUUCCCAUGGCUAAUUAACAAUCUCUAAUUAAUCAGGGGUGAAUCCGUUCAUUAAUUCAUUCAUUAAGUGAGGAAUUCCCAUCAUUCCAUGAUUCCCGCCAUUCCCAGUGCUCCCAGUGCCCAACUGGGAUUGGUUGACCCCAAGACUCAAUGUUGGGAUUGGUCCCAAUUAAUUCCCAUAACUAAUUAACAAUCUCUAAUUAAUCAGGGGUGAAUCCAUUCAUUAAUUCAUUAAUUAAGUGAGGAAUUCCCAUCAUUCCAUGGUUCCCAGCAUUCCCAGUGCUCCCAGUGCCCAACUGGGAUUGCCCAACCCAACACUGGGGGCUCUUCCCAACCCUCCAAAAAUUCUUCAAUUUGGGGAAAAAAAAACCCAAAAAAUUUGGGAAAACCCAGCGGAAAUUUGGGAAAAACACUGAAAUCUGGGAAACCAGCCCAAAAUUGGGGAAAAAAUUCAAAAUUCCAGGGAAUAAACCUGGAAAGUUGGGAAAAAAUGGAAAAAAUUCCAGGAAAAGCCUUGGAAUUUGAGUAAAAACCUGAAAGUUUGGGGGAAAAAAUUGGGAAAAUUUGUGGGAAAAUUAGAAUUUAGGGGAAAACAUAAAAAUUUGGGAAAAAAAUUCCCAAGUUUGGGUCUCGAAUGCCACCGAAUGUGAGUUUAGGAGGAAAAACCGGAUUUUCCUUUGGAUUUUCCAGGUUUUUCCCAAAAAACGGGAGCGGACUCGAGCUUUUUUUAACUUUUUUUGUUUUUUGGGUUUUUUUUAAGGAAAUAAUGGAAUUUUUUUGGUUUUUUGUUACUUUUGUGACUUUGUAUUUUCCGUGUCGGGUCAAUAAAAAUCCGACUUGGGCUGAAAAUGCCAAAAAAUUGGGAUUUUUCCAUUUUUUUUUUCUCCUCCCCCCAAAAAUUUUAGGGAUUGAAUUCCCAAAAAAUUGGGAA
Poecile atricapillus (Black-capped chickadee) is the source of this 5651-nucleotide messenger RNA. RefSeq names its product zinc finger protein 850-like. The record is from RefSeq and is a predicted model, not a curated record. NCBI's taxonomy places the organism in Eukaryota, Metazoa, Chordata, Aves, Passeriformes, Paridae. The transcript has 8 exons. Bases 227 to 4561 code for a protein of 1444 amino acids.